This is a messenger RNA of Pseudo-nitzschia multistriata, 4109 nucleotides long. NCBI's taxonomy places the organism in Eukaryota, Bacillariophyta, Bacillariophyceae, Bacillariales, Bacillariaceae. The record is from the annotation of a GenBank genome assembly.
CACAUCUCAAAGAAAAGUAGUUUGUCCUAUUCUCGUUGUACGAAGGUUUGUCAGCUCAUAUUUGAUUCCAAAGAUUUGAGGACCGAAAGUGCUCAUCAUGGAUACCAACAACGAUGGGGUGCCUUUCCACGAUAGCAUCCAUCCUCCGGAUCUUAUUCAUCUAAACAUGGACACAAAGGCCAGUGAUUCUUCUCCUGUCCCUUCGCCCGACUCUCCCCUUUCGACACCUCCGGAUUCCCCCCGCCGUCCAUCUUCUGCCUUUAGAAAUGGGAAUUCUCUGGAUACCGCUGACAGCAACGAAGAGGAGGAAGAGAAAAAAGAAGAGGACGACGGAAACCAAGGAACCGAGAAAGAAUAUCUUGUUGCGGAAGAUGUGCCCCUAGACGAACAGGAGAACAACGUUGGAAUGAGUAGUAACAAGAACACUGUUAGCACCAACUCCGAAACUGGAAACAUCGAACUUCCGAGCGACGAACCCGCGAAAAUUGCAGCGAGCACUGUCAUGGAUGAACCCGAAAUCAAGGAAGAAGAGAAAACAAAAAUAGCAGAUACGCCGACUUCGCAAUCAGAGAAGAGCGACGGUACACCCUUUGACGAGGCAUCCAAGAAUUCCAAACAGAACGAGAUGGAAGAUACCAACGACAAGUCUGACCAAAAGAGCGAGGACGAGCAAGAUGCGGAAUCGGCCUCGGUCCCCGACGACGAAAAGAAGUCUAACGAUAUGUCUCCACCUAAGGUGGAAGCAACAAAAAUAGAAUCCAUCAACGAUACGACCUUUGAAGACACCAACAGCGAGGAGAGCGAAGAGCCCCCAUCUCUAUCGUCGCCAGCUCUAUCGCUAGUCGAGAAAAUGAAGAAACGUCUGUCGGAUCAGGGGUUAUCGGGUUUUUCUGAGUCUGAGGAAGACAUGAAAGUUUCGAAAGAAGCAACAUCGCCACCACGGAUCGUGGUGAAGGGCGAAGAUAUCAACACGACCGUUGGCGACAAGAAAACACCCGAAGCUGCAAGUGACAACGAUGAUGUCGACGUUAGCGAUGAUGUUGAUGUUGAUGUUGAUGCUGAUGUUGAUGUUGAUGUUGAUGUUGAUGUUGAUGCUGAUGUUGAUGUUGAUGUUGAUGUUGAUGUUGAUGCUGAUGUUGAUGUUGAUGUUGAUGCUGAUGCUGAUGCUGAUGCUGAUACAAAUGCUCACAAUGAUUUCGAUGCAGAAGAACCACAAGAACCACCAUCUCUCUCUAAUGUCCGUGAUGGUGGUGCCGAUGCCGAUCCCAAACCCGGCAUUGAUUUCGACGCAGAAGACCUACAAGAACCACCAUCUCUUUCUGAUGUUCGUGAUGGUGGCGCAGAUGGUGACGACAAUGUCGAUAGUAACUUCGACGCAAAAGAAUCACAGGAACCACCAUCCCUUUCUGAUGUUCGUGAUGGCGAUGUCAAUAGUGAUGGCGAUGAUGUUGGCGAUGAUGAUGCCAACGACGACGCUGCUGCUGCUUUCCAUGUAGAGGAGCCGCCAUCACUUUCACGGGUCGAAGAGGCAAUGAAGCGAACGUCACUGAUGGUUAAAAAGCACAAUAAAAGGCGUGGAAAGAUAUCGACGCCUCAAGUUGCGACUAAAACCGAGGCAAUAAAGCCACUUGUUGUGUCAGAAGUUGGCGCAGGGACCACAGCUAACUCAUCCAACACGAACGAAUCCGAACGAUUGGCUGCUUUGCAACGAGACAUCAAUUCAUUGAAAUCAUCGCUCUCCAACAUGAACACUCAACUACGUGUCAACAAGCCGGAUAAAAAAACUGCGGAAGAUGAGAUUGGACCUGACGAUGAAGAAGCCAGUCAAUUGCAGCAAUCUGCUGCACCCAUCUCGCCGCCGAACGGAGAAGUCGACCCCAGAAAGAAUACGAGCAUUCAUGUCAACAGAGAUGUACCGUAUGGUGGGAGGAUCAAUAGAACUUUGUUCUCCAACAGCCCGGACCCCGUCGAUCCGUAUGCAAGCGAUGAAGGAGAUGAAAUUAUGAAAACCACGAAGUCUAUUCGAUCCAAAAUGGUUGAGGAUACAAACAUCACCGUCGAAACCACAGAAUUGUCCUUCUCGCACGACAAGUCUAAUCACACGCGCUCUGCGACCGAAUAUCGCAAAAUGACUCCAAAGAAAGAUUUGCAGGUUUCGGACAAAAGUCACGGGUGGCUGCAAGAAGAACUUCGGAGAAGAGCUGGCAUGAAACGCGAAAUCAAUAAUGCGAUUGAAGCAAGAGGAAAACACAGCACGGACGGCAACGUGGUUAUCGAUGAACUUCCAUCGAUAUCGUCACCUCCUGAGUUGCGAAACAGCCAAUUUUCAUUGGACGAAGAAGUGGCUGCUAUCACAGCAAACGACGAAAGGAACCUGUCGAUGGUCGAUCAAGGGAAGAUUCCUUUGGAUGGACCAAUACCCCGACAGCUCAAGUAUGAUGAACAAGGUUUUCAGCCGGUCUUCAUGUACCAAGAUCUCCAACACGAGAUGAUGAAGUUUGCGAGCGAAACCCGAGCAGCUUUACGCGAACAGUCUUUCACGGAUAUUGUACAAGACCCUUUGUCUAGCGCUGUGCCGGUUGCCUUCAGUAGCCCCAUGUCUAUCAACCAGUCGAUGGAAACUGGGAAGCCAGACACAAAUCCUGAUUUUCAAAUGAAUGCUGUUACAGGUUCGACGAAAGGUAGCAAGAAAACGAACGGGCCAGUCAAAAUAAAUAUAAUCUUUUCUGACUUGGAGGCUGGCGAAGCACCAAUAAUGUUGAACACCAUGGAUUCCUUUGAUGGUAUCGCCACGGGUGACAUAUUUUUAUCCCUGUUGAGUGAUAAUACUGGAAGAACAGAAAAAUCUGCUGCCGCUACUUGGGCUAAUCGAGUUCACGCAGCGAUUUGGAGAGCAAGAAGAAUGCGUACCGACUUGAUGCAAGUGUCUGGCGAUGCUCAACAACCUAUUGUUAUGGGUAGUUCUCAGACUGUAGCUUCUGUGCAGCGAGCUGCUCUUUUGCACUUGAAGCGCGAUGAGAUCAAAGAAUCCAUCAAUCUAAUCGAGGGCAUAAUAUUUGCGUACUACUCCUACUUUGAAAGGUCUCUCAACCUCCAGGAGAAGAAUAUGUCCACGGAUACAGGUAUUGCUACAAUAGACUUCAAACCAUACAUAGGCACAGCCUUGCAUAAUCUUGGUGUCCUCAACCUUUUGGACGGGAAUUACGAAGAAGCUCUCUCAUAUUUUAUUCGUGCCGUCGAAAACAGAAAAGGAUACUUGGGUGAGGACCAUCCACACUGUAUUGUAAGUUUGAAAGGCCCGUAUUACAGCGUUGUUUGAUCUGCUUUGUAGAAUUCCAUUUUCUCACUUAUCGUUUGCAGUCUUCUUUAGUACGUUUGGCGAUAUGCCGCUAUGCACUUAACCAGUUCGCCGAGGCUCACGCUGGCCUAGAAGAAGCGCUUGUGUGUGCUAAAAGGAAACGUCAACGCAGUAAGGCAACACUAGAAGACCGUCUGCAAAUGGCAGAGAUUCUGAAUAAUCUUGGGUGUCUUGCAUACAUGAGUGGACAACCUACUACAGCCAGCUCUUAUUAUCGCGAAUCAAUGGACAUCCAAUUUGGAGCGUUGAGUGAUAGUUUGUAUCUCGGAAACGCCAUGUCAGGGCAAUCAAUCUCUCUGAACAUAUCCAUAGCAAGAGCAAAUAUCGGAUUUAUCAAGUUGGUCACGAAAGACCUACCGAUAGCAAUCACUGCGCUGGAAAAUGCGCUCAUGGAGCAGCAAAUUUUGCUCAAAGGUACUAACGACACUUUAAUUGCAACCAUGGACCACUUGGCUUUAUCGAAUCUUUUGAACGGAGCUCAAGACAAAUCUGCAUUGGUAAGCAUUUUCGUUGGACGCAUCGCAAGAGUAGUGACUGUGGUCGUCAGGUCCGUCUUAACUAACAGGUUUCUUCAUCUAUGAUCUUUUUAUUUUCCCCAUCAGAUGUACAAUCGAAUCUUGACACUGCAACAGAGAGAAUAUGGAGCCCAUGACAGGCGUUGCUUUGUUACUGUUGACAAAAUCAACAUGGUUCAAGGGAAAGGGAUUCAGUACGAAGGUGCCAUUGAGGAGUUACGAAAGACUUUUAGUUU